This is a messenger RNA of Saccostrea echinata, 6886 nucleotides long. Its product is annotated as inactive phospholipase C-like protein 2. The transcript has 26 exons. The coding region runs from base 21 to 3221 and encodes 1066 amino acids. NCBI's taxonomy places the organism in Eukaryota, Metazoa, Mollusca, Bivalvia, Ostreida, Ostreidae. Gene Ontology annotation, molecular function: phosphatidylinositol-4,5-bisphosphate phospholipase C activity. The record is from RefSeq and is a predicted model, not a curated record. Gene Ontology annotation, biological process: intracellular signal transduction; lipid metabolic process.
CAAGUCGCUGAGAUGUCAACAUGGCGGAGGAAAAUAUGACAUCCGCCGUUAGUUCAGAAACAAGUGGGAAAAUAUUUGAAGAUGUGUUUGUCAAUGGGUGUACGGAUAUCAUGGACGAUAGUGUUAAAGAAUCGGAUGAUGUUCAGACGCCAACCGAGGAAAACCAUUCAAAUGAACCCAUCAUGCCACGAAAAAGUAGCUUCAUGUGCAAAGAUGGGAGCAGAAAACCACCUCGAAAAAAGACCGUAUCAUUCAGCAGCAUGCCUACAGAGCGGAAAAUUGCAACAGCUCAAGACUGUCUUCAAUGUAUGCAGAGCGGCAGCGAAUUAAUAAAAGUCCGGUCCAACAGUCGUCAAUACCAUCGUAUAUUUACACUCAACCCAGACAUGACAGAAAUCCGUUGGCAGCCGACAUCCAAAAAACCCCACAAAGCCCGAAUAUCCAUUGCUUCCAUAAAAGAAGUCAGAGGUGGAAAAACCACAGAGGCCCUGAAGAAUAAGGAAAUAGCAGGGAUUUAUCAAGAUGAGUGUGCUUUCUCUAUCAUCUUUGGUGAGGACUUUGAAUCCAUGGAUCUCAUUGCUAAUACUCCAGAUGAAGCCAAUAUAUGGAUUACUGGACUCACAUGUCUCAUCAACACAAGUGCCAAAACCGGAACACCCCCUGAAGCCAUUGAAGAAAUGCAACAAAUGAGAGAUUCAUGGCUACAGGAAAUGUUUGAAACUGAGGCUAGCCAAUCAGCAGGGACUCUGGACGAAAAGGGUGUGGUCAAUUUAGUCGCCAAACUCAAUAGCAAUAUUGCCACAGCUAGAGUCCAACAAAAAGUCAAGGAAAUUGAAUUAAACAGAGUUGAGUCUGCUGAAAGAGGGAGGUUGAACAGUGAAGAAUUUAUUAGCCUUUUUAAGGAUGUUUCAACUCGACAUGAAAUUUACUUUCUAUUAGUACGGUAUGCCAGCAAUACAGACUACCUCACCACAGAUGACCUACUUCUAUUUUUAGAAGCAGAGCAAGGAAUGCAAAGAGUGACGAAAGACAAAUGUAUUGAUAUAAUCAAUAGGUUUGAACCCUCAAAAGACGGGAGAAAGAAAGGGCAGUUAGGAAUAGAUGGAUUCACAGAUUAUUUGCUGUCUGAGGAAUGUGAUAUAUUUGAUCCUGACCAGAACAAAAUUUGUGAGGACAUGAACCAACCUUUGAGUCAUUACUUAAUUGCCAGCUCGCACAAUACGUAUCUUAUGAAAGACCAGUUGCAAGGUCCGUCUAGUGUUGAGGCUUAUAUACGUGCCCUUACGAAAGGAUGUCGCUGUGUGGAACUGGAUUGCUGGGAUGGACCAAACGAUGACCCCAUUAUUUACCACGGACAUACCUUCACCUCAAAGAUACAGUUCAAGGCCGUUAUUGAAGCCAUUAACACUUAUGCAUUUGAAACCUCUGAGUAUCCUGUGAUAUUGUCAAUAGAAAACCAUUGUAACAUCAAACAGCAGCAGGCGAUGGCUGAAUACAUGACCUCAAUAUUUGGAGAUAAGUUGUGUAGUGAGAGUGUCCCUGAGAACGAGACUUGUCUUCCUUCACCAGACUCUCUCAAAGGAAAAAUACUUAUCAAGGGUAAGAAGUUGCCUCCUGACUCAGAGGACGGGUAUGUUACAGAUGAGGAUGAAGGGGCGGAGUCAGACAAGAAGAAAAAUAACAAAACCAAGGAUCACCCAGUGAAGAAGCACAAACUGGCUAAAGAGUUGUCUGACUUGGUGAAUUAUUGUGUGUCCACUAGAUUCCAUGACUUCCAACUAUCCCAAACAAGUCAGAAAUACUAUGAGAUGUGUUCAUUCAGUGAAUCCACUGCCAUCAAACUGGCCAUGAGUUGUCCUGAGGAGUUUGUAAACCACAAUAAGAAGUUCCUGUCACGUAUUUAUCCCAAUGGAAUGAGGGUGGACUCCAGUAACUAUAACCCACAGGACCUCUGGAAUUGUGGGUGUCAGAUGGUGGCCUUGAAUUAUCAAACCCAUGGUUUAAUGAUGGAUCUAUACCAUGGAUUCUUUCGACGUAAUGCUAACUGUGGGUAUAUUCUAAAGCCAGCAAUUAUGAGGGAGGAGAUUGCGUACUUCAGCGCCAACACAAAAGACGUCAUUCCAGGGGUGUCACCUCAAAUAUUGCACAUAAAGGUUAUCAGUGGACAGCAUUUUCCGAAACCCAAAGGUUCUGGUGCCCGCGGCGAUGUCACAGACCCAUAUGUUACCAUAGAGAUUUUCGGCAUCCCUGCUGACUGUGCAGAAGAGAGGACCAAAACUGUGCCCCAUAAUGGAUAUAGUCCCAUAUUUGAUGAGAGUUUUGAGUUCCAGAUUAACCUUCCUGAGCUGGCUUUGGUUCGGUUCGCUGUCUUGGAUGACGAUUAUAUCGGUGAUGAGUUCAUUGGACAGUACACCAUUCCUUUUGAAUGCAUGCAGACAGGAUACAGACAUAUUCGUUUAUGCUCCAAUACAGGAGAGGAGAUUCCUAACUGCACCUUGUUCAUUCAUGUGGCAAUCACAAACAAACGAGGAGGAGGGAAGGCACACAAGCGUGGAAUGUCGGUGAAGAAGAAAACCAAACGUGAUUACACCAGUAUGAAGUCAGUGGGAGUGAAAAGCAUUGAUGAAACAUUCAAGGUUGCUAUUCAACCACUGCGAGAUGGCACAGACCUCAGGGAUAAUGUACAGAUAACUCUAGCUGACUUCAAAGAAACUUGUGGGUUAUCUCCUAUUGCCAACAUCAAACAGUGCUUCCGUUUAAUGGGUACCAGGCUAUCCAACUCCACUGAGCAGGCUAAUCUGACCCUCGUUAUGAGAGGGGAGUAUCCAAGCCUAGAAGCUCAAGGCAAUCUGCCAGAUAUUUUGAAGAAAGCCCUCCUCUCCUUUGAUGAGUUGGUGGCAGAAAUUAAGAAUUUACUUGAAAAUGCAGACACAGUUUAUGAAAGGUUACUGCAUUGCAAGCGAGCUGGGAUGGAGUGGCAUGAAGAUUUGGAGAAUAUUUGCCAGCAGUCAGGCCUGAAGGGCAAAAAGUUAUCAAAGGCCAUGGAGAAUUUCUCCUGGAAUAUAAGGGUAUUAAAAGGACAAGCAGAUUUAAUCAACCAAGCCAAAAAAGAAAGCCAAGAAUAUCUCAGACAAAUCACAGAAGCAGCACAAUCAAUGGGGCUUGGGAAAUUCAACGACAGCCAAUCAGAUAUACCAGAUGUCCUGGACAGUCCAUUAUGAUGUAGAGUCCGUCACCAAAAAGCUGUGGUCUCAACAGGUGCCACUCUCAAGGAAUGCAUAUGUCAUUGAACCACCAAGCAGUUCUGAAACAACCUGGGAAAUCAAGCGUUUACACCAAUGUCAGAAAUUAUACAUAAUACAUGUACCAUAAUAUCUAUUGAUUUGAUAUUGCUGCCAAAAACAAUGUACAAAAAAAGGUAGUGUGUUGCUGGCCAACAUACCAAAAUGUCAGAAUCUCAUGUGAUAGUAUAGAGUCUGUGUAUUCCUAUUCAGACUGCAUUUCUUCUUGUUCCCUAGUCGUCCCCCCUUACUUACCAUGCCAAAUGCUUAUAUACUAGAUAAGUAUAGUGUAUUUAUAGUGUCCGAAUACUUUUUGGGGUGUCCAAUAUUUCAUUGGUAUUGUUUGAUUAUAAAAUUCUUGUUGAUAUAUAUAUAUAUAUAUAAAAUUACUCAUGAACACAAUAUUAUUGUAUACUCUGAAGACAGGAGGGAAGGAUUUCUUUGUUAAUAUUAUCAGACUCUUCUUGUGUUCCUCUGUGAUCUAGUCUAACUCUUGCCAGGUCUUAUGAAUGUACAGCUGUGAUUCAUUCUAAUUCAGAUGAGAUUGUGGUGUUGAAGGUUUCUAACAGUGUCCCAUUCAAUAACACAUCAGGAGUCACUCUGAAUUCAUUGUUCAUACAAUUUUAUUUUUUUAAAAAAAUCAAAUUUCAAGAAAAUUCAGUUAUUUUCCUCCAAAACCCAUUGCAGCUUUCUUGCAUAUUUUAACUUGCCAAUCAAACUGAAAGAUAGUAAUUAUUUUCCAACCAAACCAAUUAAGGGUAUCUUCAUAGAAUUUAUUGAUGCAGUUGUAAUUCAAAAGAUUUACUUGAAUGUGAUCUCCAAAACCCCAAUGACUUUUUCUCUGUUUUAUAGCCUAUAUGUUUUAAUGACUACAUUGAUCAUCUUCUUAUGUUUCAUUGAUACUUACUUGAUAAGUCUCAGAUUUCAGGACAAAAAUCUGGAAAUAAGGUAAACUUAGUACAUAUGUUGCAGUUUCUUAACAAAUGCUUGGAACCUUUCCGGUGUUUAAUGGACAGAUUUGUUUCUCAUACCAUUGCAUCAUACCUGAUAAUAAAACAUGAGCAACAUGUAAUUCCUUCAUCCAUGUCAAUAAACGAGUUAACAGGAGAUCCAGUUAGAUGUGCCUAUUAUUAGAUCUUGUGACAUUAAGAAAUUCUACUCCAUGCUGUGUGAUACAAAUUUUUAUAUAUCACUCUCAUUACUGUCUCUCUAAUAAUUUUUCACUCAAGAGCAAUUUUUGUAUUAUACAUGUAUUAUUUAGGUAACUAAUUAAACAAGUGUUAGAUGUGGUGUAAAUUGUGCAGGUGGUGAAUGUUAUUUGGUAUAUACAGUACAUGUAACAGUGAUAUUAUGAAAAUUGUUGGAAGCGUGUGACUUAACUUUCAGAAGAAUUCAUACUGCAUAUACCCUUGCAUCUACAGGUCUACAUGAAGUGAUUUUCAUAAUUUACAAUAUACUAGACAUUUCAGGAGUAAGUUAUAAACAACAGUCAAAAGUAUAGAAGCUUGGUUGAAGUUCUCAUUUUUUUCCCCAGAAAUUUUACUUUAAGAGCUGUAAAUUACAUUUUAUAUUAUUAAGAGCUUGACAUUUAUCCAAGAUUCCAGGCCUUUGGUUUUAAUUUUCUCUGCUUUAUAGUAACAAAGGCCACAUAAGUCACUCAGGUGACUUCUUUUAACUGUGUUCAUCAGUUACCAUCUGUCAUAAUUUUUUUUUUUCAUUUUCCAACUCCUUUCUAGAACCAUUUCACAAUGCAGUGUCAAUUACUUUCAAAUACAGUGUAGAAUUCAUCCAUUUAUUAUUGAUGGAAUAAGUGUAUUUUAUUGUUUUGUUUUUUUUCCUCUCAUGUUUCCAAUCCUCAAAAUGAUGAGUAAAUUACUGAAGUUGAUAGAAUUUUGUAUUUAGAAAAUUUAAAUGCUAAACACAAAGAGAUUUGGAGGAAAAUAAUUGAUAUAUGUUUGUUUUGGUUGUCAUCAUCUGUCUCUUGUUUGAGAAUCAGUAUCUUUGUUUCCUGUGCAAAAUAACAUCACAUGCAAUAUUAAAUAAAUGACCUUUUAUAAUGGGCAAAGUUAGUAGAAAAGUAGUUCAAAACCAUGUUUUAUUUAUCAGAUUUAAAAAAUGUUAGAUCAUUUUUAGCUCUACUGGUUGAAGAACAGAAGAGCUUAUGUGAUAGUAAGGUGUCUGUUGUCUGUAUGUAUGUGUGUCCAUCUGUAAACAAUUUUUCAAAACCCUAUUCCUCCUACAGUUUUGCUCAGAUUUCAAUAUAACUUGGCACACAAGUAGACUACACUGAGAUACAUAAUUCCAUAUAUCCGUUUCCAUGAAUGGUGUUUCCAUGGUUACUAAAAAUAGAAAUUUCUGUGAAAUACUUUCAAAAUGCUACUCUUCCUACAGUUUUGGUCUGAUUGUAAUAUAACUUGGCGCACAAGUAGUGAUUGCAAUAAAUCUUGCCACAAAAAGGAACUUAAAGAAUCAUUAUUAUUGCUGUUGCAAAGUUUCAAGUCCAAGUGCUACUUUUCUCUUUUCCUUUGUUUUAAGUACAAACCAGUAGAGUACAGAGCUACAGUCUCAUCAGAGACACCUGUUUACAUCCUUUAGUAAAUAAAUGAAUUACUGGUAAAUUAUCUCGGUGCAUUUUGAUGUUUGAAUGAUUAAGGAAUUUUGUUCAGAUAAUGCUCAUUUAUUUGAAAUGUCACUAAGGCUCUGUUGAGAGCUUGUCCCUUAUACUGUAGUUAUUAUGUUUUCUGAGUUUUUUCUGAGUCAGAAUUUUUCUUUAUUAUAGUUCUUGAGAGCCACAUAAAGUAUAAUUUUAUGCAUUAAAAACUGGUAUGAUGUUCAGUGUUUGUAAUGAGGGUAGAAUGAGAUUCAUGUAUUUCAAUUCAGAUAAAUCCUUCAUUGUGUUUGGUAACAAACCAAAAAAAAAUCUAUUACUUUAAUUUCUCAAAGUUCCGUGCUGAUUUUUUUUCUAAAGUCACAGAAAAUUUAACAAUGUUCUUCAUUUUUCAAUGAUGUUAACAAUAUCAGGGGAAAACUAUUGUAGAAAUUAUAGAGUAAAACUAAAGUGAUUUAUAUGUAUUUUCAAAUUUUCAUCCACCUUCUUUCUGUAAAUUUGUGAUCCAUUUAUCAAUUGUAUCUUUACAUUUUUUCAAUUGGUUACUAGUACUUCAGGAACAUUUGAAAGUUACUGAAGAAAAACUUAAGAUAUCAUCAAGGAACAUCAAAUUCAAUUCUUGUAGAUUUCAUUAUAUUUUCAAAUGUGGCAAGAAAGGGUAAAACACAGAUAGAAAACUACAUGUAAUAUACAAUGUUUGCUUAAUAAGAAUUUGAGGAACUGUUUCAAUUGUAGAUAAUUUAAGUUUUAAAGUUACUGAGGAAAGGAUGGUUCAUUCAAAAUAUGACGAAAUGUACAGAUGUAGCCUUUUUUUUUUUGUUUUACUUUAAUUUUGUAAUCUAGCUAUUAACAAUCUGAAUAUAUAAUUUUCAAUUUUGUUUUAAUUUUUUUAUUGUAAAAGUUCUUGAUGAGCAUAAUCAACUAAUUUAUAUAUACCUUUUCUCUGUUAACAUGUAUGUUUUCUUGAUUGUUAUUACGUAUUAUAUAGUUUAAAAAA